AUGAAUUAAUAAAACAUUAUCGAAUUCUUUCCAAACUUAUUGGAACAGUUUUAAUCCAUCCUUCUCAAUUUAUACAGAAAUGAAACCUUACAAAAAUAUCAUAGCAUCAUUCAAUAAAUUAAAACAAAAUUUCCAUUGCCAGAAUAAAUGCCAUAAUUUAUCUAUCCAAAUGUUGAAUAACUAUCAGAAUUCUUUCUUCAAAGCUAUUAACCAAUCAUUUUAGAUUUAGCUACUCUCUAUUAAAAGCCUAAUGUGAAAAUCAAGUUAUACAAAAAUGCUGUUUAUUUUGGAGAAAUAUAUCAAGAAAUGAGACAAGGAUAAGGAGUUCUUAUAAAAGAGAACAAUUAAAUUUAUGAAGGGUAUUUUGCAAAUGAUAAAAAAGAUGGAAUUGGCUUUGAAAUAUUAAAAGGAGAUACAUUUUAUCAUGGUCAUUACGUUUAAGGAUUUCCUCAUGGAGAAGGUGUUUAUAAAUCUAUUUCUCAUUCAUAUAUUGGUUAAUGGCAACAUGGAAAGAAAGUAAUUAAUUUUAUUAUAUAAUAAGAGUGGAAUUGGAUGGUGUGUAGGAAAUAAAAAUGAUUAUUUUUUAGGGAGUUGGGAGAAUGGAAAGUUUUAUGGAUUUGGAUUACACAUUCAUGAUACAAUGUAUGAUUUUUAUAUUUUAAAAUAUAUAGUUAUUUUGGUGAAGUAAUUAAUGAUUUAAAAUAUGGUUACGGUGAAGAAUACUUUCCUGAAGGUGAUAUCUAUAAAGGAUAAUAUAAGAAUGGACUACCAAAUGGUAAGGGUAAAUAUAUAUGGAAGAAUGGAAAUUCAUAUUAAGGUGAUUUUCAAAAUGGUUUGAGAUGGGGAGAAGGAUUUUGGGAGUAAAAGACUGAUAAAGGUAGUCAAUUCUAUAAAGGCUAAUAUGUUAAUGAUAAAAAAAAUGGUCAUGGCCAUUUUCAUUAUUCUAAUGGAACCGAGUAUAUAGGUGAAUUUAAUGAUGAUCAAAGACAUGGAUUUGGAGAAAUUAUUUGGCCAGAAAAAGCUACUUAUAAAGGGUAUUGGAAAUAAGGCUUAAUGGAAGGAGAAGGAAUAUAUUCUUAUGAAAAUAAUAAAUUUUAAGGUAUUUGGAAAUAAAAUUAAUUGAUAUCUUAAGAGAAAGUUCGAGUCUCUCUCAAUCAAUUUCCUUUGCUAAAUUAAUUAAAAGAUAUUGUAGAAGAUGAAGAAAUUUAAUCUCAGAUUGCUGAAGAACCUGAUCAUGAAAAAAUAGGUGAUAUUUUUAAAAAGAUCACUCUCUAAAGCAAGACGAGUUUAUGCAUUUCAGAUACUUCAAAAUUACCUUAGCUUACAUCAAUUUAAAAAUAAUCAGAAAUAUUUAUUUAUGGAUAAGCCAGUUCAUAUCCAACAUAAAGAACUAAUUAAACUUCUUCGAUUGGUAUCUAAACUGAAAUUAAUUCAAAUAAAAAAAAAUUAAUUACUGAAUUACCAUAUAUUUAGACAAAGAGAAAACAUGUUUUAUCAAGUUAUAGAAUGGAUAGUAAAACUAAGAUCACUAAAAAGAAUUUGAGUGAAUCUGUUACAAAUACUAACUCUCCUAAUACUAGAGAAAGUGAAUUUAAAAAUAAUAUUAUUCAUUAAUCUUAAGAAAAAAAAUCACGUAAAGUAAAAUAACGAUUAUCCUUACUUACAAAAGUUGAAGAAAAAGUUUUAAAAAUAAGACUUGAGAAAUAAAAAUUAAGCCCUUAUAAAUUUGAAAAAUUAUGGAGUAAAAAAGUACAUCAAGAUUCCUUAUUAUAUUAGGUUGUUAAUUAAGCUAGAUCUUUGAUAUAUCCACCUGUAUGGGUUCCUCCUUCUUUACAUCCAUAAAUAUGUAGAAAGUUUUGA
Messenger RNA from Paramecium pentaurelia, 1860 nucleotides. The record is from the annotation of a GenBank genome assembly. NCBI's taxonomy places the organism in Eukaryota, Ciliophora, Oligohymenophorea, Peniculida, Parameciidae.